AAACCACAACUACCACGUUAACCUUAAGACAUCAUAAAAAUAAGAAUUUUUAAAAGCUAAUCCAAAAACUUAAAUCAUGAAACUUUAUAUUACAACCCAUAUAUGCAAAUAAUCAAAUGCAUCAUCUCUUGCUUCAAAUUGCUUCCUCAGAUUAAUGGAUGAGGAAGAUGAACCCUUUCUCCUCCAACCACUCAUACCCCACUAUUCCACUCUCUCCCCUUCCCUUUCACUCCAUCAACACCAUCAUCACAAUCUCAAACAUUUAUCCUCAGACACCACCAACAACAUCAUCGUCCGAAUCCUCUCGAUUCUCGUAAUAGCCAUAAUCUCAAUAUGGGCCAACUACGAAGCAUCCAAAACCUUCAACAUUUCAAUAGUAAACGACGCCAAAGAUUCCAUCGCAGGACGUCGUUUCGCUCUCUCCUAUGUCUCCAACGACAAAGCCACUCGCAUUAUCCUCAACACAAGCUCCUACGUGGAACACUUCCUUUACCCUAAUAAUAAUGUUUACCCAAAAAAAAACAUAGAUACCAUCACACUUCGCCUACCUCGCCGGAAUCUCAAUACCACCGUCGCCGUCUACAGUGUUGGAAAAAGUUCCAACUGCUAUGUCAUUGAGAUCACUCCCAUGUUACUCGAAGACAAAGGGUACGAUAAAAUGGCUAUAGUGGGUGCAAUUCUUCGUGGCAUGGCUAGGGUUUGGCUGUGGGACGGGGCCCCACAAGGGCUUGUCGAUGGCAUGGUCGAGUAUGUGGCGGAGAUGGCCGGUUUUCGCCGUGAGGGGGUGGCGGACGGCGGGAGCAUACCGGAAUGUGAGGAGGCUCGUGGUGGGGGCUGGUGGUGGGAGGGUAAGGACCCUACUCAUGUGGCACGUGUGCUGCAUUAUUGUGAGAAGUAUAAGAAGGGUUUCAUCCAACGGUUGAAUGAAGCAUUGAGGGACACGUGGCGUGAUGGAGUGGUGGAUGAGGUGUUAGGGAUGCCAAUUAUUGAGGUUUGUUGUCGUUUGUAUACUAAUAAUGCUUCUUGGGUUGGUUCUACCUCCAUGUGAAAUCGAGCUUGCAAGUGUUCCUUUUUCUUUUUUUCAUUUCUUGUUGAUAUGUUUAAAGAAAAUAUAUAUAUGUAUUAUUUCACACUAAAUCAUCCAUGAAUGAUAAAUUUGUUGACUUUUGU
This is a messenger RNA of Vigna unguiculata (cowpea), 1170 nucleotides long. Its product is annotated as Plant basic secretory protein (BSP) family protein. NCBI's taxonomy places the organism in Eukaryota, Viridiplantae, Streptophyta, Magnoliopsida, Fabales, Fabaceae. The record is from RefSeq and is a predicted model, not a curated record.